AUGGCUAUAACACCAGCAUCAUCAGUCUUAAUUCUUGAUAAUAAAGAUUUAACUACACCUAUUUAUGAACUUCAAUCAUUUGAUUCUCUUUGGAAAGCAUUACGAUGGAAAUAUGUACGAGCUCGAUUUCCAAUCUGCUGGAGAAAAUUAUUACAUAGUCGAUAUAUGCUUGCAAAUAUAGUCUAUUUAAUUUAUUCAAUUGGAAUUUUAAUUAUUAAUUUUCAUCCUAGUUUUAAUAACAAUUCAACAGAAACAUCAUCUAUUCUAUCAAAAAAUCUUGAUCAGCCUAUUGAUUAUAAUUCAAAUAUUAAUCGAUACUAUAUUAUACUUGGUUUUUUACAUUUACUAUCAGCUUUUCUCUAUUGGUGGGCAUGGCGUGAUCGAUCAUGGCUUGAUAUUAUAAUGAUACCAGAAUAUUUAAAUCAUAUUGAAGCUGGACUUUAUCUUUGGUCAGCUUUUUGGUAUUCAAAACAAGAUACUCUUGGCGGUUAUUAUACAUUAGCUGUACAUAAAAUUGAAUUGACAGCAGCUAUUAUUGAAUUAUUUGCGGCGUUUGGAUGGAUAAUAUCUUGGUAUAUGACAUAUACACGUACAAUAGGACGAGGUUUUACUCUUGAUGAUCCCGAUACAAUUGCAUAUUUAACGACAACAAUAAGUUCAUUUAUUUAUAUUAUAUAUAAUAUUCAAAUUAAUUUAUAUCCAGAACAAUACGGAGAAAAUCUAUUAUAUAAGUAUGGUGAUAUACUUUAUUUUAUUGGUGCUUUAUAUUAUAUAUUUGCUGCAUUACGUGAUGAAAAUUGCUUUUGGUUUUUACCAUUAGCUGGACAAUAUGGUGUUGCAGCAGGUAGAAUUCGAGUUGAAACAAAAGAAUUACCACAAUAUGGAAAAUCACCUGUUUUUAUAACGGAUUUAUGUAAACGGCGAGUACAUCAAGAAUUUAAUAACAGAAAUGAAUUAAAUAUGGAUAAUCCUACUGUAACAUCUGCUACUUGA
Molecule: messenger RNA, 993 nt
Organism: Adineta steineri
Lineage: Eukaryota; Metazoa; Rotifera; Eurotatoria; Adinetida; Adinetidae
Source: the annotation of a GenBank genome assembly